Odontomachus brunneus is the source of this 2873-nucleotide messenger RNA. RefSeq names its product zinc finger BED domain-containing protein 4-like. Gene Ontology annotation, molecular function: DNA binding; protein dimerization activity. Lineage: Eukaryota; Metazoa; Arthropoda; Insecta; Hymenoptera; Formicidae. The record is from RefSeq and is a predicted model, not a curated record. The transcript has 4 exons. The coding region runs from base 675 to 2594 and encodes 639 amino acids.
UCUCUACUUAUCUCCUUUUGGCGCGGAUAUGCGUAAUGCGAGAUUAUAUUAGCAUAUAUCGUAGGGAAAGUAUCGGCUGCUGAAUUCCUGCUUUAUAGUAGAGGCUGUAAUUUACGUGCGGCAUUAAAUACUUGUGCGAUCGAUACUUCUCAUAUAUUAAGCGGAAAUUGGUAUUUGGAACAAUGUAUCUGUUCUGGAAGAACGCGAUACUUUCGUUGAUGCAUCACUUUCAAACAUCGAUCUCCUCUAAUAGCUGCAUCUGUGUGGUAUCAAACUUACGAGGCCGUUUUCAUGGUAUCGAGGAGAGAACAUGACAAGGUAUCGCUCUCAAGUAGCGAUAAACCAACGAAAGGGGCAGUCGAAAGUAUCGAUACUCGCACGCUCGUACUCGGCUGGUAAAAGCAUCGAGUAUCGAUACUCAGCCACGACUAACUUCGCCGGCAGCUCCGACUGGUCGAGUGUCGAUAUUCGUAUACUCCUACUCGACCGAUAAGAACAUCGAGCAUCGAUAUUUCUAGGUGUUACUGGUGACGACAUUCGUGCUGCCUUGUAAAGUGAAAAACGAUAGGUUAAGUGUGAAAUUCGUGUCUGCGGACGAAGAUGGAAAUCUAAGAAAUUUAGGAAGAAAAGGGGAAGAAACGACUAUUUGUUGCUACAUCAGAGCCACCACGAAUAUGCCGUAUAAGAGUAAGAUGUGGUUCUACUUUAAGAGAAUAGACGAGGCUACAGUGUCGUGUAACUUGUGCAAUAAACACAUCAAGUCCUCCGGCAAUACGUCUAAUAUGAUGAAACAUUUGAAUAUGCACAAUAAAAGUGCCAGUGCAGACAAGAAGGAUGACAAACCUGAAAAACUCAAGUCAAAGAAGAGGAAGAGAUCCACUGAACAUAUAUUUGACAAUCAUUGGCUGGAAUUUGAAAACACUACUGACAACACUACUGAUGCUUCGAAUCCUGGGACAAGUUAUGAGGCUGAAGAUGAGGAAAAAUUUAUCGAUGUAUCAAUGAAUACAUCGCCUAUAGUUGCAGCUAUUGAAAGGAUAUCCAGCUAUUCUGAUGACGAGGAUCGCCAUAUGCAGAUAUCGGAUGCUAUCCUUUACUUCAUCUGUAUUGACAAUCAGCCAUUUAGCACUAUCCAAUGUAAGGGAUUCAAGCACCUGAUGAACGAGCUUGCGCCGCUUUACAAAAUACCUAGUAAGGACACAAUCAAGAAGAGACUAGACGAAAAAUACGAAUCAGUGGCGCAGGUAUUCAGGCAAAAGCUGAAUGAAACACCAUACGUGACCAUUACUACCGACGUUUGGACUGAGACAGUGUUCUUUAAGAACUACUUGGGACUGACAGUACACUUCGUAGCGAACGACAGUAGAAAACUGGAGUCGUGCAACAUCGAGGUCAUCGAGUUGCCCGAAUACACAGAAGAGUACAUAGGGUGCGCUCUGUUGAGCGCCCUGAUGAAAUGGAACAUUGCUAUCGGCAAAAUCGCCGCAGUUGUGACGAAUGACGAGCCAAACAUAGUCUCCGCGGUCACGCAGACCUUCGGUAAAGACAAGCAUAUAGUCUGUUUCGCUCAUACCAUCAACUUGGUAGUGGAGAAUUCCAUAAAGAAGUGCGAAGGCCUCGGUAACGUCAUCGACCAAGUGAGAAGGAUCGUGAAAAUCAUGAGGAGCAACCCCUACCUAAGCAACGAGCUGCAUCAUCGCCUAACUGACGCAGAUGCACCUGAGGACGAGACCAAGAAGCUCACCUUGGACAUCAAAGCGAAGUGGCACACCACAUUCUGCAUGAUCGAACGAUUCCUCGAAUCGUGGAAUGUGAUCGAUGAGAUCCUGUACGUGAGUCGCAAGACUCCCGAGAAACCCACCGACGAGGAAUUGGCCACGCUGAAGGAGAUUCUGGAUCUAUUAAGGCCGUUGGAAUUCGUGGUGCAAGAAUGCUCGGCCGAGAAGUAUAUCGCGGUUUCGAAGGUGAUACCGCUCAUCAACUGCAUCCUGACUGAGUACAAGAAGAUCACGCAAACGAAGCAAUUGUCAACGAGGCUGAAGGAGAUCAUCCUCACGGAAUUGGAAAGGAGAUUUGGCCACAUAGAGUGUAUCAGUUCGGUCUCCCUCGCCACGAUACUCGAUCCCCGUUUCAAGAACAUACACUUCCAGAACGCACAGGCUCUGUCCGACGCUAUGUACCUGUUGCGCGACACGAUCGGCAAGCUGUCCAACGCGAGCUCAUUCGGCGAGUCCGACGCCGAGCAGGAGGACACCAAAUACGACCUCUGGAUUCACCACAGACUCUUGGCGCACAAGCCGAAGGAGGAGGGUGACGGCGUGUCUCUGAAGGACGAGUUGUCCCUGUACCUGGCCAGUCCGCUCGCCUCUCUAAAGGACGUCCCUCUGGAGAAGUGGGAGAGCAUGAGAACGCUGUAUCCUACGUUGUACAAAGUGGCGGUCAAGUACUUGUCGAUCGUCGCCACGUCCGAUCCCGCGGGUACCCUGUUCUCGAAAGCGGGAGUCACGAGCGUACGAUGGAGGAACCAACUGACCGACGAGAGAUUGCACAAGCUGCUAUUCCUGAACUCGGUGGAUUCGGAAUACUGGUUUUAGCGAGUGAUUAAUGGAAAAACCGAUCUACCACUUUGUUAUUCAUGACGAUGACGGGCCAGAGGAACGCGAGCAACCGGUGGAUCGGCUCCAAUCUUCGGAUAAUUACCCUAUACGUAUUCUCCCCACCAGCCGCGACGCUGAUUGAUCUUGUCCCACAGGACAGAAGAUAUCUCUCGCAAUGCCUUUAUGUACAAAAAUAGUUAUUGUUAUGACAGUUACAUGUCAAUAGAACGCAGUGUAACAUUAUUUUUCUAGUAAAGAGUUGACGUUUUCAUCAUA